UAUGAUUUAUGGAAGUUAGUCAACCAACGUUAAAAAUAUUUUUACUUUUGGCAACACUGGAAUAUCUCUUUUUCCGGCUCGCUGUGUCAAAGAAAACCACAGCAUGAAGCAAAUAGUGGCGAACCAGAAAGUGAAGAUCCCUGAGGGUCUCACAGUUCACGUGAAGUCGCGGUUGGUGACUGUGAAGGGACCGCGAGGUGUUCUCAAGAGAAACUUCAAGCAUUUGGCUGUGGAUAUUCGCAUGGUCAACCCUCGCCUACUGAAGGUGGAGAAAUGGUUCGGUUCGAAGAAGGAACUUGCUGCUGUGAGGACAGUGUGCUCGCACGUAGAGAACAUGAUCAAGGGUGUGACAAAGGGAUUCCAGUACAAAAUGCGUGCGGUAUACGCUCACUUCCCCAUCAACUGUGUCACCAUUGAAGGAAACUCCAUCAUUGAAAUCCGUAAUUUCCUUGGAGAGAAGUUUAUCCGGAGGGUAAAGAUGGCCCCUGGUGUGACCGUUGUCAACUCUCAAAAGCAAAAGGACGAGCUGGUGAUCGAGGGUAACUCCCUGGAGGAUGUAUCAAGCUCUGCUGCCCUGAUCCAACAGUCCACAACCGUCAAAAACAAGGACAUCCGUAAAUUCUUAGACGGUCUUUAUGUUUCUGAAAAGACUACUGUUCUACAAGAUGAAAUAUAAGGACAUUGUUUAAGAUUUAA
Messenger RNA from Pectinophora gossypiella (pink bollworm), 696 nucleotides. RefSeq names its product 60S ribosomal protein L9 (gene RpL9). The transcript is spliced from 3 exons. The record is from RefSeq and is a predicted model, not a curated record. Bases 104 to 676 code for a protein of 190 amino acids. Gene Ontology annotation, molecular function: structural constituent of ribosome; rRNA binding. NCBI's taxonomy places the organism in Eukaryota, Metazoa, Arthropoda, Insecta, Lepidoptera, Gelechiidae. Gene Ontology annotation, biological process: cytoplasmic translation. Gene Ontology annotation, cellular component: ribosome; cytosolic large ribosomal subunit.